AUGGCUCGAACACGCAUCGGCGGGGACCAGGCCGACAAGUUCGCGGACCUCGAAGCGCGCGUCGACGCGCAGGCGCGGGCGACCGCCACAGAGCUCCAAGAGAUCCGCGCUGCACUUCGCGUCCUCGGGCGAGCCGACGUCGAGGCCGAGCGCGACGACGCGCUGCGAACCAAGACAGCCCUCGAGCACGAGAACGCCGAGCUCAAGACCAAGCUUGCCGCUCUAUCGCGUGACCACGAGGAGCUCCGGGUGAACUUUGACAAGCUCCUUCAUGAUGUGCAGCACUCGACAGCGAGCAUGGUCGCCAAGUACAACCGUGGCGAGGGCGAUGCUCUGGCCGUGCCGGGACGGGCCGUUGCUCCUCCUGUCGCCGGUAAGCGAACGAGUGACGGCCCUGCGGCAGCGAGUGCUGUGGCGAAGCGCCCCCGACGACAUGGCCAUGGCAUCGUUGCAGGCCAAGGUGGGGCAGCCUCGGUCGCGCUCACUCCGGUGUCCGCACCUUCUCCAAAGGCCCCUUCACGCAGCGUUGCGUGUCUUGAAGCGGGCAUGGACUUGACGACAGACCUUGUGGACCGUUUCCUCGCCAAGCUCCAGGACGGUGCCUGUGCAGCGACCAAGCCGUACUGCCGCAUCCUUCCGGCAUCUGUGUUGUCAUCGCUCAUGGAAUCUGGCGCGCUGGUGCCAUCACCAGCAGCGUAUCUGGACCUUCUCUCAACUGAGAUUGUCGUGCUGCCACUCCUUCUAGGAGGCCACUGGAGCGUGACCAUGGUCUUCCGUCUCGACGCAGCUGCGACCGAGACGGCAAGGAUUGCAUUUUUCGACACGUUCGACAGUCAGCACCAGGAGCACGCGAUUCACGCCGAAGUGCACACGUUUCUGUCAAAUGUGCAGCAUGAGAGCCGUCCGCGCAGUCGGCAGCCGCUGAACACGAGUAAGGUCAAUUUCAAGGUGCCAUUGCAGCGCAACCCCAACGACAGUGGCAUCUCGAUGCUGCUCUACGUGGAAACAGCACUUUUCGCGUACAGCCAAGUGCGAUGGGCACGCAACCACGGCAACAAAUCGCCUGACGUCGAUUUUGAUGCGAUGCGCCUUUUGUUUGAACAAACGCUCACAGUCGCCAACUUGAGAAUGCCGGUUCACAAAAGACGUCAAGAGAUGCUCGAGGCGCUCCGAGACUCCGAUAAAAACUAA
Molecule: messenger RNA, 1191 nt
Organism: Saprolegnia parasitica CBS 223.65
Lineage: Eukaryota; Oomycota; Saprolegniomycetes; Saprolegniales; Saprolegniaceae
Exons: 3
Coding region: 1-1191 (396 amino acids)
Biological process (GO): proteolysis
Molecular function (GO): cysteine-type peptidase activity
Source: RefSeq, a predicted model, not a curated record